Molecule: messenger RNA, 335 nt
Organism: Rubroshorea leprosula
Lineage: Eukaryota; Viridiplantae; Streptophyta; Magnoliopsida; Malvales; Dipterocarpaceae
Source: the annotation of a GenBank genome assembly
UACAAUGAUCAACAAGAAAUGAUAACACUUCGAGCAGUUGUGACAGAAUCAAUGGCCAUGGCAAAAUUAAAAAGAAUAUGCAGUUGCUUUGGCAAAAGGGAGAGCGUAGGGAAUGUUGGGAAUUGCUUAAUUAGCAGCACUGUGAUGCAGCCAAGUAUCUCUCACCCUAGUGGACAGUUCUAUCCAACAAUGAAGUGAUUCGGUCUUUCUCUGCCUCUGUCUUUUUCUGUAUGGUGUUAGGACAGCAACGUUAGAUUUAUAGUAAAUGAUGUUCAAAAUUAGAGUAGACAAAACAUUAUAUUCACUUAAGUACUUAAUAAAUCUUAUCAAAUCAC